AUGUCCAGCUUCCCACCCGACUCUCACGCCCCAACACCUCCCAUCCUCCCCCCCAAACCAAGCAGCCAAGAACCCAGCCGCAUCGGCACGCCAGCCUCCGGCGCACCUCCGCCUCCGCCGUCCUCCCUCUCCGAAGCGGGGCAGCAGUACCGCGCCGCCGUGAUCCCAGGCAUCUCUUCUUCUUCCGCAGCCGGAGCAACACCGCCUCCUCUACCCGCCCUCGCGAGAGCAGCAGCCGAGAUUCCUGAUCCGGGCGACCAGUGGCUGCCACAAGUGCUCCAAGACAAGUCAAAGCAAGACAUCGCCGACAUCCUCACAAGCCCAGCCCUCCUCAACGCCCUCACCAACUCCCCCGCCUCCAUCCACCCCUCCCUCCUCGCCUCCCACCAAGCCCUCGCCUCUUCCCUCUCCGCAAACACAGACCUCGCAUCCCGCCUCGCCGACCAAGAGUCCCGCCUCGCCAACCAGCGCUCCGCCGCCCAGGCCCAGCUUCUCUCCAUGCACGCCCUCGAGCGCCAGUGGCGCCAGAAGCAAGUCGACAUGGACCACGCCCUCGCCCGCUUCAGCCCCGCCGCGCUCUACCAGCUGCUCGGCCAGAGCGUCCAGGAGCAAGGCCUCGUCUGCCAGGCCAUGGAGGAGAGUUUUCUGGAUAGCGACGGCGUUGAUGGCGGGGAGACGUCUGAGAGGGAGGCGGCGGAGUGGAUACGAAGGUAUAGGGAGGCCAAGACGCAGUUUUAUUUGAGACAGGAGCGAAAGGAGCGUUGGGAUGAGGGCCGCGUGGGUGGUUGGAGGUGA
Messenger RNA from Trichoderma breve, 795 nucleotides. RefSeq names its product modifier of rudimentary (Mod(r)) protein domain-containing protein. NCBI's taxonomy places the organism in Eukaryota, Fungi, Ascomycota, Sordariomycetes, Hypocreales, Hypocreaceae. The record is from RefSeq and is a predicted model, not a curated record. Gene Ontology annotation, cellular component: ESCRT I complex. The transcript is spliced from 2 exons. Bases 1 to 795 code for a protein of 264 amino acids. Gene Ontology annotation, biological process: protein targeting to membrane; ubiquitin-dependent protein catabolic process via the multivesicular body sorting pathway; protein targeting to vacuole.